UGGAGCUACUGCAUUGUUAUAGCAAAUCUCUUAAGGGUUAGACAUGUCUGGAAGAGGCAAAGGAGGUAAAGGACUCGGGAAAGGUGGCGCUAAGCGUCACCGUAAAGUUCUCCGUGAUAACAUCCAGGGAAUCACCAAACCUGCUAUUCGCCGUCUGGCUCGUCGCGGUGGAGUGAAGCGUAUCUCCGGUCUGAUCUACGAGGAGACUCGUGGUGUUCUCAAGGUGUUCCUGGAGAACGUGAUCCGUGAUGCAGUCACUUAUACCGAGCAUGCCAAGAGGAAGACCGUGACCGCCAUGGAUGUGGUCUAUGCGCUCAAGAGGCAGGGCCGCACUUUGUACGGCUUCGGAGGAUAAACAUCAUUUCUUAACAAAAUCAAAAGGCCCUUUUCAGGGCCACUUAAAUAAUGUUUAAUGCGCAAUUGUUCUAAAUUGUUGGCGACUUGUAUGCAUUGUAUGUAGUGGAUGUCAAUGAAUACAUUCACACAGCCCG
Nothobranchius furzeri (turquoise killifish) is the source of this 491-nucleotide messenger RNA. RefSeq names its product histone H4. Gene Ontology annotation, biological process: nucleosome assembly. The record is from RefSeq and is a predicted model, not a curated record. Gene Ontology annotation, molecular function: structural constituent of chromatin; DNA binding; protein heterodimerization activity. NCBI's taxonomy places the organism in Eukaryota, Metazoa, Chordata, Actinopteri, Cyprinodontiformes, Nothobranchiidae. Gene Ontology annotation, cellular component: nucleosome.